UCCUCUUCUCUUUCUGCAUUUCUUGGUUUGCCUCACGGAAGUUUUCUAUCAGUAGAGCGCUUCUCUCCUUAUGUCAUACAUCCAUUAGGUAUGUACACAAGCUCAUUAGCUAACGCUUCCUUCCGUCCAAGACUUUAACCUCCAGCUUCACAACAACCGAGAAAAUGGUCAACAUCGGCCUCACCAAAGUGGACGAUGCGCUGGCAGCAAAACACCCGGGUUUACAGAGGUAUGCAGCCUGUCAGUCUCAUGCCUUCAUGAAGGGGACUGGGACCUUUAUACUUGGCGCAGGUGGUUUAUUUGCCAUUCAGAAGGUUCUCCAGAGGAAGCUUCCUUAUCCUCUUCAAUGGAACCUACUCAUUUCAAUAGUGGCGUCAUCAGUGGGAAGUUAUGCAGUGACUCGCUGGGAAACGCAGAAAUGCUCAGACCUUUGGUUGCUACUAGAAACAGGAAAAGUGCCGGACAGAUCGCCACCGCAGGCGUCUAAACCAGUGGUGUCAGAAGAAGGACCUGAGAAGACGAAAUACGGCGAUGUGAUGGAAUAAACAUUGUUUGAAGCAAACUUGUGUAUACACUGUAUAGAAUUACACCUUUUCAGAAAAUGUACUAGAUAUUCAGAUACGCCAUUUAUUAACUGUAAUCCUAACCCUGGACGUGAGAUAGUAGUUUUCAGUUUCAGAGAUUUGGGAGCUUUUGAAUUUCAUAACGGCAUUACUGUAUGGAUAAACAGAUGAGUUUCCCAAAUCAGAGGUCAGGAAUUAGUUUGGGUUUUUAGGGGGAAUCCGAUGUUAAGCUUGUGAUCCGGUAUUAUUAUUUGGAUGCGUUUGUUUGACAUGCAACAGACUUAACACUGAACCGCCAAAACCAGCCACUAGCUGUCACUGUGUACCCCAUAGGGUUAGCCCAAGCUGUGUGUUGUUCUGGUGGCGGGUCAACCAAACCAGUAGAUGACCGGUUUGUGUAGUCAAGCGUAUGAUCUAAAUUACACAUUGAUACUUUUAAUUAUGUAUUCCUUGGACUGCAGCAAACAAAUCAUCGUGGAAUGAUUCAUCCUUUGAAAUAGAUGAGCAUUCAUAGUUAUUUAAUAAAAUGCUCCGGGCAGGAGUGUAAUCCACAUGAAAACUAUUUACUGUUGUCAGUUUCAGCCACUGCCUGUUCAUUCAUCCACUUCCAGUUCAGGGAUGUUCUCCUGCAAUAUCUCAGGAUGACUAAAUAUUUGUUUAAAAUUUAUUUCAAUAUGUGUGCAAAAAACAUAAAUUCCAUGAGGUUAGUUGCCAUCUUAUAAUGGCAGCAUGAGCAAUAGGUUAGGUAGAUGAAGAGAUUUGGACAAUAUUUGCUGUUUUUUUAUUAUUCAGUUCAAUUGCGUUUUAUAGUGUAAAGUGAUAACAGAAGUUAUUUCAGGACACUUUACUAUAAUUUACAGAGACCCAAACAGAAAAGUUUUAUAAAGAAAUUGUCAUUGGAUUUGAACUGACUAAGAAGAUCUGUGGACACAAACUCUUUAUUUUGAUCAAAAUCUACAACUGC
This is a messenger RNA of Etheostoma spectabile (orangethroat darter), 1527 nucleotides long. It is a transcript of the gene tmem141, whose product is annotated as transmembrane protein 141. The record is from RefSeq and is a predicted model, not a curated record. NCBI's taxonomy places the organism in Eukaryota, Metazoa, Chordata, Actinopteri, Perciformes, Percidae. Bases 165 to 545 code for a protein of 126 amino acids. The transcript is spliced from 5 exons.